This is a messenger RNA of Babjeviella inositovora NRRL Y-12698, 1200 nucleotides long. RefSeq names its product cyclin-dependent serine/threonine protein kinase (gene SSN3). Gene Ontology annotation, cellular component: nucleus; mediator complex. Bases 1 to 1200 code for a protein of 399 amino acids. Gene Ontology annotation, biological process: protein phosphorylation. The record is from RefSeq and is a predicted model, not a curated record. The transcript has a single exon. Gene Ontology annotation, molecular function: cyclin-dependent protein serine/threonine kinase activity; ATP binding; RNA polymerase II CTD heptapeptide repeat kinase activity. NCBI's taxonomy places the organism in Eukaryota, Fungi, Ascomycota, Pichiomycetes, Serinales.
AUGAACCGCCAACCGAUGAUGGCGCCUGCCAACAUCUUCACCCUCGCACCGUACCGCGCACGCAAAGAUGCACAGAAGAAAACCGUCCUCCAGAAGUACUCCAUCGUUGGCUAUAUUGCUGCCGGGACCUAUGGCCGUGUCUACAAGGCCAAAUCUAAAGACAAACUCAACGCGGGUAUCUUUGCGAUCAAAAAGUUCAAGAACGAAAAAGAAGGUGGCGGUGAAAUCACCCACUACACCGGCAUCUCCCAGUCUGCGUGCCGCGAGAUGUCGCUUUGCCGUGAGCUUCUGCACAAAAACAUAACCAACCUCACGGAAAUCCUUUUGGAGCAAAAGUCCAUCUAUAUGGUGUUUGAGUUCGCAGAACACGACUUGCUCCAGAUCAUCCACUAUCACUCGCACCCAGAGCUCAAGCCAAUUCCUGAGCCCACUAUCAAGUCCAUUAUGUGGCAGAUCCUCAACGGCGUGCUGUACCUCCACCAGAACUGGGUCUUCCACCGCGAUUUGAAACCGGCAAACAUCAUGGUUACCGCAGACGGGGUGGUAAAGAUCGGUGAUUUAGGGCUCGCGCGGCGCUUCAACAAUCCCGUUCAAUCACUCUACACUGGCGAUAAGGUUGUCGUGACUAUCUGGUACCGUGCCCCUGAGCUUUUGCUUGGUGGAAGACACUACACCCCCGCGAUCGAUCUCUGGGCCACAGGAUGCAUUUUUGGCGAGCUUCUCGCACUCCGGCCGAUGUUCAAAGGGGAAGAGGCGAAAAUGGACACCAAGAAGACGGUGCCAUUCCAGAAGAACCAGCUCACCAAAAUCAUUGAGAUCUUGGGCGCACCGACCCCCAAGAACUGGCCAAACCUUGUUUCCUACCCUGAGUACACCACGCUCACGUCCCACACCCAUCUCCAGAACUUCCCAACCAAUUUGAAGGCGUGGUACCAUUCCAUCGGUGGAAAUAACAAGAAGGGCUUGCAGCUCUUGUCACAGCUCUUGGAGUUUGACCCGGCGCAGAGAGUCACCGCCGAUGCCGCCAUGCUCCAUCUGUGGUUUAUGGAGAUACCCAGGGUGUGCGAUAAUGUGUUUGAGGGUAGCAAGUACCGCUAUCCAAACAGGAGGAUUUACAACGAUGAGAACGAUAUCACCGGCCGCGCGAGCACCAAGAGAGGAAACGAUGAUGCGGGCGCUGCUCGCAAGCGACAGAAAUAA